AUACAAGCCCCGAUGGAGAUCUAGCUAUUGUCUAAAGUAAACUUUCUUUUCUUCACUGAUGAUACACCCCGAUGGAGUCGCUGCUGUGGCUCAACGCCGACUUAAGUAAUCCGAUCAUGUAGACUCAGUUGUGUUGACGUAAAUUAGGCGAAGUAACCCGAGAGCGGCCGGCCCGUGGGCGUCAGCUGCGCUUACAAACACGCAUUAUAAAGGUCCAUAGAAAUCACCAAGCUCUUAGACUACUGGAGAACCCACACCAACAUGCUCAAAGCAUUUCUAGUCUUUUUUGCGUUCGUGGCGGUAUGCUUGUGUUGUGUGGAGGCACGGAGACCAGCGAAACCAGCUGAUUUCAGUGCCCUGAUGAGAUUGUCCGAGCAGCGCGCAAGAUUUAGCUUCAACGCGGCCCCAGACCGCCAGGGCUCCGCCCCGAGCACGUGGGAAUGUGAGCACGUGAAACCCGUCCCGAGUGACGUGAGAUCGAAAAUGCGACUUAGCGGCUUUUACAAGAAGUACCUGCACGCCUUUGGGAUCCCUGUGGUAAGCUCGAACGCGCCAAGUGACGCCGCCCUGAGAAGAGCCUGCUACGUCGUCGUUUUUCUGUUGGCUGAUCGCAAGGACGUCCGUGAUUGGUUGUAUCGUAGGAAUGGUCGUGCAGGUGUGAUAGGAAUUCGCGAGGGAGUGACGACGAUCCCCGAGCACUCCUGGCUAGCGUCCUGGUGGAACCAGAGGGCGAGGGGACUGGGGGGCACUCCAUCCGCACCGAUAUCCACGUGCGGUGAGGAGAAUAUUAUGUGUCAGUCUGGUGACCGGUACCCAAGAGAAGACAUUUUCCUUCACGAGUUCACGCACGGAAUUCACGAGAUCGCCUUGGUGAACGGUGCAAUCAGAGACUUCGAUUCUCGCGUGAAAGCGCGUUACCAGCAACUUAAGAGAUCUAACACCCUGUGGUACCGUACGUACGCCAUGAGCACAGAUCGCGAGUACUUCGCCGAAGGGACGCAGAGUUACUUUGAUGUGAAUGACUAUCAAAAUCCACCAAACGGUAUCCAUAACGACAUCAACACACGCGCCAAGCUCCAACGGUAUGACUCCGUCUUGUACCACUUUAACAAGGAAGUGUUUCCUUGCCAGAACCAGAUCGUCAAGCGAUGUGAGAAAGGCGUUAUACCACGAGAACGUUACUACUUCAAAAUGAACUGCGACAAAUACGGCAAUGGGAUUCUAAUGGACUUCAAGACCAAACGGCCCGUCGACCAAGCCACGCCCAAACCGCCCCAACCCACACCUCCUAAACCAGACACCCCUCCUCCUGGAACAAAUAUCCCCACUCCCCCGUCCCCUAAUACUCCACCCCCUGUCACGCAACCCCCUGUCACACAGCCUCCUGUCACGCAACCUCCUGUCACACAGCCUCCUGUCACGCAACCUCCGCCACCGGUCACGCAGUCCCCAGCGAACUGCGUAGACAAGCAUCCCAGCUGUGGCUAUUGGCGGCGUACGGGAGAGUGCUCGCGAAACCCACGUUACAUGAAAGUGUAUUGUAAUAAGAGCUGUGGGCUAUGUGGUGGUGGUAUUUAUUGUCAAGAUAGCCAUCGUUCAUGUUCAUCGUGGGCGGGGAUGGGGGAGUGCAGACGUAACCCCGCCUACAUGCUGGCAAACUGUAGAAAGAGCUGCAAGCAGUGCUGAACAAGAGCCAUAAUCCCUAGUUAUUGAUUGAAUAAAUUUAAUUAAAAAACAA
Messenger RNA from Nematostella vectensis (starlet sea anemone), 1738 nucleotides. RefSeq lists its product as uncharacterized. Bases 262 to 1686 code for a protein of 474 amino acids. Lineage: Eukaryota; Metazoa; Cnidaria; Anthozoa; Actiniaria; Edwardsiidae. The transcript is spliced from 10 exons. Gene Ontology annotation, molecular function: metallopeptidase activity. The record is from RefSeq and is a predicted model, not a curated record.